AUGGCUUUCUCUGGAACUGCUCAAAACGCCGGCUUCACAGGAGUCGGCGGACAGGACAUCAACACUUCCUCUCUGGCGAGCAUGGCCUCGUCCCUUGCCAGCGAGUUCUCACAGACCACAGGCAGUCACUUCACACGUACCAACAGUGGUACAUCUCAGACAGGGGCAAGCAGCUCAGACAGCUCGAGCGCCGGCAGCUCUGCUCCCUCAACCGGCACACAAACAACUCCUACCACAUUCGCUACAGCGGUCGCUCCCUCCGGCGAGUCCUCGCCCUCUCCGAACUCCAGCUCCAGCUACGGGACCUCUGCAACCAACGCUGCAAGCAGCACCACAGGCGGCGCCGUCACCGUCUCUGAAAAAUCUUCCUGUAACAGUAUCUCGUGUUCCUCUGCUCUGAAAGCGGCCGUUGCUGUUCCGGUUGUCGUUGCAGCGAUUGCGGGCAUACUUUUGUUUUUCUUUUGUGCCAGGAGGAGGAGAAGGAGGCGUGGUGGUGCGGUUAUGUCAGAGAAGGCACCUAAAAAGGCAGGCAAGAAGUGGACGCGACACCUACGGGCCUUCUCUUUCGAUGCUGAACUGCUCAUGGGCGGUCGGUUCUCGAGUUCGAACAGCAUCCGCAGUCGAGACCCCAGCGUUCGAAGUGGGCCGGGCACGGUGUCUCGUGGAAGCGCUCACAGCGGAGAACCCAGUUUGCACAGCAUCGACGAAGUGGCUCCUCCGUACCGAGAUGCUGUGACCCAUGUGACGCCCCCAAGUCCAGCUCGCUCCAUCCCUCAUGUCACCACACAUGCGGCUGACCCCAUUCCUCGACCUUCCUCGACAGCCACCGCACCACCUCCGUACCGGUCCAUCGUUGGCGGCGAACCGCCCUCUCCCUCCACGGUUCGCUCCACGGUUCGAAACCCCUUUGCAGACUCGGUUCCAGUCAGUCCUAUCGAGGGCUCGCCUUUCAACGAUCCCCCCGAAGAUGCGUCUGGCGCUUUGCGUCCUACCUUGAGUCGUGGUUCAUCCAUGUAUCGCAGCGUGAUGACGGACGAAGACGCCACGCCCACUGCAUCUGAAGCCGGGAGCAUACGGCAAGCAAUGGUGGGCAGACGAGUGUCGGUUAGGAACAGCGAAACAGGCAGCGGUGGCGGCGGCAGCAGCAGCAGCAGCUAA
Molecule: messenger RNA, 1158 nt
Organism: Fonsecaea erecta
Lineage: Eukaryota; Fungi; Ascomycota; Eurotiomycetes; Chaetothyriales; Herpotrichiellaceae
Exons: 1
Coding region: 1-1158 (385 amino acids)
Source: RefSeq, a predicted model, not a curated record